Ipomoea nil (Japanese morning glory) is the source of this 1443-nucleotide messenger RNA. RefSeq names its product ASC1-like protein. Gene Ontology annotation, biological process: ceramide biosynthetic process. Gene Ontology annotation, cellular component: membrane; endoplasmic reticulum. The coding region runs from base 120 to 1046 and encodes 308 amino acids. The record is from RefSeq and is a predicted model, not a curated record. Gene Ontology annotation, molecular function: sphingosine N-acyltransferase activity. Lineage: Eukaryota; Viridiplantae; Streptophyta; Magnoliopsida; Solanales; Convolvulaceae. The transcript has 7 exons.
UUUUCAGUUUCAGGUCGUUUGAGGCUUCGACCUUCGAGGCAAACGGUAACUUUAAAGUCCCCAUGAUUGACCAAAACCUCUGAUACACAGUUCAGAACGUACAAACUUCUUUUGGGCAAAUGGGUAUUCUCGAAAUUGUGGGUUCCAUUGAUUGGGAGCAAGAAUCGUAUCCAAGCUACAGAGAUUUGGCAGUGCUUCCGCUGUUCGUGCUGUUCUUCCCCGCUAUCAGAUUCUUGCUUGAUAGAUUCGUAUUUGAGAAUCUGGCCAGGUGGUUAAUGUUUGCAAAGGGACAGCGGGUGGUGGAAAAUGAAACCGAAGAACGAAGAAAAAAGAUACAGAAGUUCAAGGAAUCAGCAUGGAAAUAUGUUUAUUUUAUUUCAGCUGAAAUUUUCGCACUUGCUGUUACCUACAAUGAGCCUUGGUUCACCAAAACAAAAUAUUUCUGGGUAGGGCCUGGGGAUCAGGUCUGGCCUGACCAGAAAUGCAAGGCAAAAUUGAAGGCUCUUUAUAUGUAUUCUGGUGGGUUCUACACGUAUUCCAUAUUUGCUCUAAUAUUUUGGGAAACAAGGCGCUCUGACUUCGGGGUUUCAAUGAGCCACCAUUUUGCUACUGCUAGUCUCAUUGUCUUGUCCUAUAUAUUCAGGUUUGCACGUGUUGGCUCUGUUGUUUUAGCCGUCCAUGAUGCUAGUGACAUAUUUUUGGAAAUUGGGAAAAUGUCGAAAUACAGUGGUGCUGAAACUGUUGCCAGCAUUGCAUUCAUUCUUUUCGUUUUAUCUUGGGUCCUUCUUCGCCUUAUAUACUUUCCUUUUUGGGUUUUAUGGAGUACAAGCUAUGAAGUUGUACGGACUUUGGAUAAGGAGAAACACAAAGUGGAAGGACCAAUAAUUUACUACAUCUUCAAUUCUCUUCUAUUUUGCUUGCUCGUUAUGCAUAUAUAUUGGUGGGUGCUGAUGUAUAGGAUGCUUGUUAAACAAAUCCAAUCAAGGGGCCAAGUCAGUGAUGAUGUUCGAUCUGAUUCCGAGGAUGAAAAUGAACACGAAGAUUAAUCGUUCCAGAAGUUUUUUUUCCCCUCAUUGAUGUGAAGCGAGAAACACAAUCGUGGUUUACACGAGCAUGAUGGUUAAGUCGAGAAAUACAAACACAGGAUGCAAGAGAUUAUUCUGUUCACAUUGCAGGUGAACAGAUUGUUGGUUUAACAUUAGAAAUUCAGUCAUUUUAAGUUGACCAAAAUUGGGUCUUUUUGCAAAUUCUAUUAUUUUUGCAAGGACUGACUGUAUCACAGACAUGACUGAAGCUUGGUGCCAACAGCCAUGUGGGCUGCAUGGAGAAUUGUUGUUUCUGUUGUUAUUGGGAAUGAAAUGGAACAAAUGGACUUAGGUUCAUGAACUGAAAAUCAGAGGGUUUAUUUUCUUUGAAUGAACAAUGAUCAUGAUGAGUACUAAA